AUGGUUGAUCUCCACAGGGUUAGCUCCAGUUUCCCUCCCGCCACGAAGAAGAAAAGAACUCGAGACACCGAAAAACAGACUGAGCAGGAAACGAUAUCCUUCGCUCACCUGAGCAGAAGGCAAGGAUACAACGGAAGUCCUGCCCUUCUCAAGGAAACUGUCCUAUCGCUGCUCUCCAUACGAGGAGCGGAGGCGGGGAGAACGGUGACCUGCGGCUCCUUCCUCUGGCGUCCCCAGGCACACCACCUCAGCCAAUCAACUCGGGCCGCAGAGCGACCGAAAGCCCGCCAACGCCCUGCCGUCAGAAAGGAAGAAUAUGACCUGACUCUACUUACUGAGCUGCUUGAGGAAAAUGAAUCGGCUUUAGAAUGUGAUUCAGGACAGAAUGGCUUCUUGACAGAAGAAGCCAGAGAGCCUGAUGAAUUCGAUGAUCUCUUUGAUGCCGAUAGUGAUGGUUCAUCUUACAAAGAGGAGAUUGAUGAGCUUCUGGAAGAGGAAUCUAGAGACCAAAAAGAAAAUGUGGCCACUCUCUUUGGAGAUGUCAAUGACUUGACAGAUGAGGAGAAUGAAGAAGCCCAGGACACAGUGCAGUCACUAAGAUUAAGUCCUGUACCUCCCCUGGCUUCGAGUCAAGAGAAGAGUAACCAAGAGUUGCAAGAUGAAUUAAAGAGAUUGCAAGAGCAGAUGAAGACUUUACAAGAACAACUUAAAAAGACUGCAAUUGGGAAAUCUGCAAAUCCAGAGCCUUCACAGAAAUCAUCUGGUAGACUUCCACUCCUCCCUCUUAAGGAGAGGAAAGUUCAGAAGAUUCAGGAGUCAUCUUUUUUUUCUGCCCAGCUGGACAUCCCUGCUUUGCCAAAACCCAAGCAAGUAGCCCAGAAGCCAAAAGUUUUACUGCCAGAACACAAGAGUCCUCCUCCAACAUCAAGAUCAUUACCAAAUUCAUAUUCCCCGGCACUCAGAUCUACUUCUGGAAACAAGCCCAGUGAAGGGACUGGAACCCCUAAUUUAAGGACAUCUGGAACUUUUUGUGGAACUGUUCAGACUGUUUCAGUGGAAAAAUUCACUGGACUCAGGUUAAGGCGACCCCGAGUGUCCUCUACAGAAAUGGACAGGAAAAUGGCUGGCCGGAAACUCAUCAGACUGUCUCAGCUCAAGAGCAAGUUGGCAAGUGAGAAACUGGAAGAAAUAGAUUGGGUAACUUUCGGGGUCAUAAUGAAGAAAGUCACGCCUCAGAGUUCAAACAAUGGAAAAACCUUUAGCAUCUGGAAACUGAAUGAUCUGCGUGACCUAAACCAAAAUGUCUCAUUGUUCUUGUUUGGAGAAGUCCACAAAGAACACUGGAAGACUGAGCAAGGCACUGUCAUAGGACUGCUUAAUGCCAACCCCAUGAAGCCAAAGGAAGGUUCAGAUGAAAUAUGCUUAUCUAUUGAUCAUGCCCAGAAGAUUUUAAUUAUGGGUGAGGCUCUUGACUUGGGAACCUGCAAAGCAAAGAAAAAGAACGGAGAGUCUUGUACACAGACUGUCAAUCUGAACGACUGUGAAUACUGUCAGUACCACGUUCAAGCUCAGUAUAAAAGACUCAGUGCCAAGCGAGCAGAUUUGCAGUCUUCCUUCUCUGGAGGUCAAGUGCCAAAGAAAUUCGCCCGCAAGAGCUCCAGCUUGAAGGAAAGACUAUGUCGGGAUGGCUUUUAUUAUGGAGGCGUCUCUUCUGAGGCCUAUGCAGCCUCCGUCGCAGCCUCUGCUGCUCCUAAGAAGGCAAUUCAGACCACUCUGACCAACUUGGUUUUAAGAGGCACAGAUGCUAUUGUCCAAGAAACACGAAAGAAACUGGGACUCCCACAGAAGAAUCUGUCAUGUUCCGAGGAAUUUAAACAGUUAAUGGAUUUGCCUACAGUUGGAGCAAGAAACCUAAGAAAACAUUUGGCCAAAUCCAAAUCACCAGGGACUCUGGGAAACCCUUGUCCUCCCAUCCAGUCUAUCCCUGCAUCAGCUUUGCUGAAACAACAGAAGCAACAUAUGUUGGAAAUGAGGAAAAAAAGAACAGAAGAAAUCCAGAAGCGAUUUCUUGAAAGUACAGCUGGAGUCAAAAGUCCUGCUUCACCUCCUUCUUCAGGGAAGUCCCCCUUUCAGUCUCCAAGGCCAGGGGCAGAAUUUGUCAAGGUGAAAAGAACUCUCAGUCCACAGACCCCCAGGCUUGGAAAAGGAUUCUCAGAAGGAGAUGAUAUCCUCUUCUUUGAUGAAUCCCCCCCACCAGGACCAAAGCUGAGUGCUUUAGCAGAAACUAAAAAGUUAACAGCUAUUGCCAAGUUACGAGCCAAAGGCCAGGUCCUCACAAAAACAGAUCCAAACUGUAUUAAAAGGAAGCAAAGUGACCUUCAGAGUGUCUUGGAGAUAGCAGAGCGUGUAGAGAAAAGCACCUCAUCAUCACAAGCUGAAGAUGAACUAGAACCUGCCCAAAAGAAGCGCCGGGAGCAGCUGGCCUACCUGGAGUCGGAGGAGUUCCAGAAAGUCCUCAGAGCGAGGUCCAAGCACACGGGGGUGCUAAAGCAGGCCGAGGCAGACCUACAAGAACGUUAUUUUGAACCCCUGGUGAAAAAAGAACAAAUGGAAGAAAAAAUGAAAUCUAUCAAGGAAGUGAAAUGCCGAGUGGUAACAUGCAAAACGUGCAACUAUACCCAUUUCAAGUUGUUGGAGACAUGCACCAGUGAGAACCACGAUUACCAUUGGCAUGAUGGCAUAAAGCGGUUUUUCAAGUGUCCCUGUGGAAACAGAACCAUUUCUCUUGACAGGCUACCUCAGAAGCACUGCAGUAAUUGUGGCCUCUUCAAAUGGGAAAGGGAUGGAAUGCUAAAAGAGAAGACUGGGCCAAAAAUUGGCGGAGAGACCCUGUUGCCAAGAGGAGAAGAACAUCCUAGAUUUCUGAAUAGCCUAAAAUAGCCCUGCCUUCAAUUGUUAUCGUGCCACCUACCUCACUUCUUGUGUCUCCAGAAAAAUAACCCAUUGCUUCA
Messenger RNA from Gracilinanus agilis (Agile Gracile Mouse Opossum), 3011 nucleotides. RefSeq names its product minichromosome maintenance 10 replication initiation factor (gene MCM10). Gene Ontology annotation, biological process: DNA replication initiation; DNA replication. The record is from RefSeq and is a predicted model, not a curated record. Gene Ontology annotation, molecular function: single-stranded DNA binding; DNA replication origin binding. NCBI's taxonomy places the organism in Eukaryota, Metazoa, Chordata, Mammalia, Didelphimorphia, Didelphidae. Gene Ontology annotation, cellular component: replication fork protection complex; nucleus. Bases 1 to 2940 code for a protein of 979 amino acids. The transcript is spliced from 20 exons.